Molecule: messenger RNA, 2383 nt
Organism: Myxocyprinus asiaticus (Chinese sucker)
Lineage: Eukaryota; Metazoa; Chordata; Actinopteri; Cypriniformes; Catostomidae
Product: inactive all-trans-retinol 13,14-reductase-like
Exons: 12
Coding region: 1-1980 (659 amino acids)
Molecular function (GO): oxidoreductase activity
Source: RefSeq, a predicted model, not a curated record
AUGAGCGGCAGCUCUUGGAGUGCGUCUUGUGAGGGAAACCUGACAACCAGGUUUUUGGUUACAUUUUUUAUUGGUUUCUUAAAGAUUGCUGUGGCUGUACGUGUUCCUGUCGCUCAACUGCACUGUCAACUCUUCAGGAUGUGGUUUCUGAUAUUUUUGGUGUGUCUCCUAAUUUGGGCUGGUGGAACGUAUUGGUACCUGUUCGGCAAGCCAAGUCCAUUUACACUGGAGUGCUUGAGGCCCCCAGGACCUUAUGAGGUGGACCAGAGGAAAAGAGACAAGGUGUUAAAACAAGGAUUUACAAGGGAGAGGGUUCCAGCAAAUCUGGAUGCCAUUGUAAUUGGAAGUGGGAUUGGAGGAAUGACGGCCGCAGCCACACUGGCCAAAGUGGGGAAGAAAGUCCUAGUCUUGGAGCAGCAUGACAUGGCAGGGGGCUGCUGCCACACUUACACAGAGAAGGGAUUUGAGUUUGAUGUUGGACUUCACUACAUCGGUCAGCUGCAUGAGAACAGUCUGUUCAGGAUCAUUAUGGACCAGAUCACUGAGGGCCAGCUGGAGUUUGUGAAGCUCGAUCAGCAUUUUGACAGUAUUGUGAUUGGCACCGGAGAGGAACAGAGAGACUACAGCAUCUACACCGGCAAAACUGAGAUGGAACAGCACCUGAAGAAGCAGUUUCCUGAUGAUGUUAAAGCUGUGGAGGAGUUCUUUAAGAUCAUGAAGGUCACAGCCAGAAAGACUCAUUACUUGGCCACCCUAAAGCUUAUUCCACAGUGGUUGGCUCUGUUCCUGCUCAAGAGUGGUAUCGCUGACCUCUGCUCAUCCAUUUUUCACCUCUCAGGCUCCAGUGCCACAGAUGUCAACAACAGACUGACGAGUAACAAGGAUUUGCAUUUGAUCUUCUCAUAUUUCUUCUAUGGCGUUCCUCCUAAAGACUCCAGCUGUAUGAUCAAUGCACUGCUGCUGCACCACUACAAGCGUGGUGCAUACUACCCCAAAGGGGGCGCCAGUGAGAUCCCAUUCCACAUCACUAAAGUCAUACAUAAAUAUGGGGGCAAUGUGCUGGUCCGUGCUCCUGUCAACCGUAUCCUGGUUGAUGAAAAAGGAGCUGCAUAUGGAGUGACAGUCAGGAAAGGUGAUGAGGAUGUGGAGGUGCGAGCUCCUGUGAUCAUCUCCAACUGUGGAAUCUUCACCACCUUCCAGAAGCUCUUACCUCCAGAGAUACAGGUCAAGCCAGAGAUCCAGAAUCGUCUGGAUAUGAUGAAGCCUGGGAAAGGGUCAUUUCUCCUGUUCUCAGGAUUUGAUGCGACUCAGGAAGAGCUGGGCAUCGUGUCCACCAACUUCUGGCUCUUUAAAUCCAAUGACAUGGAUAGCAUGAUGGAUGAUUUCUUCAGUAUGGGUAAGGAUGAGGCACCAGACAACAUUCCCAUGAUGUUCAUUACUUUUCCCUCAGCCAAAGACCCCACAUCACAGACCCGUCAUCCAGGCAAGUCAUGUAUGACCAUCUUGACUAUGGUCAAUUAUGAAUGGUUUGAAGAGUGGAAGGACACUACAGUAAGAAAAAGAGGAGAUGAUUAUUUUAACUAUAAGAUGAGAUUUGCCAAUAACCUCUUUGACUGGGCCUGCAGCCACUUCCCCAAACUCAGAGAGAAGCUGGUUUUCCAGGAGGCUGCCACUCCUCUUACAAACACACACUACCUCGGCUCUCAGAGGGGCGCCAUGUACUCCGCUGAGCACAACUUGGACCGCUUCUAUGCAGAGGCCAUUGCUCGAAAUAGAUGCGAUACCCCCGUCAAAAACCUUUACUUGUCAGGUCAGGAUGUGUUUAGCUGUGGAAUUGCAGGUGCAUUGCACGGAGGCCUCCUCUGUGCAUCCACAGUUCUAAAUCACAUUGUGUACAUCGACCUCUUGUUUGUCAAGAAAAAACUGAAGUGGAAGAAAGCAAAAGAGAUGGCCAGACUGUCCAAGCAGAAGCUGCAGUGAUGAAACUCUGCUGCCUCUGCAGGAUGGAGGGAGAACUACACACUGCAUUCCCACAUAAUCAUGCCUUUUUAAGCACUGAAUUAAUAAGAUCAACUUAUUUCUACAGAAAAAGAAGGAAGUGGAUAUUUAUCAACUCUUAAUCACUAGGCUGGGCUGUUUUUACUUCAUAAGGCAACAGUUAAAACUUUGUUUGUAAAGGUAUAAUAGGGACAGCCUUCAACAUGUAAAGUUAUGCAUAAUGUCCAUUUAUAAAUGUAGUCUUUUGUUAUUGUGAAUUUGUAAAUGUAAAGUAAUUUACACAUGUGUGUAAUAAUAAUUUUCACUAUGCCUGAAGAACAACCUUGAAACCAAAUAAGAGCAUACACAUUUAUUAUCAGUAAUAGAUACAGUAAUAUUACUUGGA